Molecule: messenger RNA, 1462 nt
Organism: Perognathus longimembris pacificus (Pacific pocket mouse)
Lineage: Eukaryota; Metazoa; Chordata; Mammalia; Rodentia; Heteromyidae
Product: major histocompatibility complex class I-related gene protein
Exons: 7
Biological process (GO): immune response
Cellular component (GO): external side of plasma membrane
Source: RefSeq, a predicted model, not a curated record
AACAGAAUCUGGAACUAGAGCUUUGGUAGAGCCAAUGGUGCUCCUGUUACCUCUCCUCGUUGUAGUCAUGGUAAAGCACAGCCAUGCCCGGACUCACUCUCUCAGGUAUUUUCGCCUAGGCAUUUCUGAUCCUAGCUAUGGAGUCCCUGAGUUUAUCUCUGUUGGAUACGUGGACUCACACCCUAUCACCACAUACGACAGUGUCACUGGACAGAAGGAGCCACGGGCCCCACGGAUAGCAGAGAACCUGGCACUGAACCACUGGGAGAGGUACACUCAGCUGCUGAGGGGCUGGCAACAGGCAUUCAAGAUGGAGCUGAGGCACCUGCAGAGGCAUUACAGUCACUCAGGAUUUCACACUUAGCAGAGAAUGACUGGCUGCGAGUUGCUGGAAGAUGGCAGCACCACUGGGCUUCUUCAAUAUGCAUACGAUUGACAAGAUUUUAUCAUCUUCAAUAAAGACACACUUUCUUGGAUAGCUAUAGAUAAUGUGGCUCGUAUCACCAAGCAGGCAUGGGAGACCAAUCUGCGUGAGCUACAGUAUCAAAAGAACUAGUUGGAAAGAGAAUGCAUUGCCUGGCUAAAGAGAUUUAUAGAGUAUGGCAAAGAGACCCUACAGAGAACAGAUUAAACAGAACACCUUGUGAAUCACAAAGAAAUUUUCCCAGGGAUUACAACUCUCUUCUGCAGAGCUCAUGGCUUUUACCCUCCAGAAAUUUCCAUAACGUGGAUGAAAAAUGGGGAAGAAAUAUUCCAAGAAGUGGAUUAUGGAGAUAUUCUUCCCAGUAGGGAUGGAACCUAUCAGACAUGGGUGUCGAUUGAGCUGGAUCCUUAGGGCAGUGACCUCUACUCCUGUCAUGUGGAGCACUUCUGCCUCCAUGUUGUUCUUCAUGACACCCACGAAUUGGGAACUGUCUGUCUGAUGAUGAAAGCUGUCUUUGGAGCCAUUAUCCUCACCAUUGUCCUAUCUGGAGUUGGUAUUCUGGCCUGGAGAAGAAGGCCCCCAGAGCAAAAUGGAAUCAUCUACCAUCCUAUGCCAGACUGAAGAUUGCAUUCUCCUUCUGGUAACCAAGAUCUCCUCUGUCUUACGUGUUCUCAAGUCCAUUGCUUGAAGCUCUUGACAACACUUGGGUAUUACAGGAUUAAGCAUUUGUGUCAAAAAGAUAUGAGCCACAAAUUUUUCAUUGUUCUUUGGCUCCAAAAGAACGGUCAGCUUUAGGGCUCUUUUUGAUAGAUUCCUUUAUCAUAUUAGGUUUUAAGUACAGUUUGUCUCAUGACACAACACUUCCUACAUCCCAUUUCUCACAGAUGAUUUAUGAGAUUAGAAAAUCUCAGACCUGGAAGGAACUUUGUCAUCUAGACAGGAAAUGCCUUUUACAAUGCUUUAUUUUAUUUUAGUGUGUGGGGGUGUAGGUGUACUGGUACAGGACUUGAACUCAGAGCCUUAGUGUUGUCCCUUAGC